AACCGAACGACUAUUGUAUGACACACAACGUCCCCUUUAUGUAACACAACGUCCCCUUUAUGUCUCCUUUUAAAAUCAAGUCAGAAGUUGGCCACUGGGACAAAUUGUAAUUUUUUUCAGAUCAAAAUGGUUUAAUCAUCAAAGAUUAUGAAGCAGCAAAAAAAGGAAAUAAAAUGCCUCUCCACAUUUACAAUUACCAGCACAACAACAACAACAACAACAACAACAACAACAGCAAACCAGUUCUCUUGACAUUGCUCACAUCUUCCAGGUUAACCUCUCCCCUCCCCACCCCACACACACAUCUCAUCUGUCAGAUUCGUUUUGACAUCUUAACAUACCUUGGCAGUGAGAAUUACCUGAGAAAAUUACUGACAAUUGAUGUAUAGGUGGUGGUGGUGGUGGUGGUGGUAGAGGUAUGAUAGUGGACUUGGUAGAGGGGUUAAUAUUGUUAAUAAUAAUUCUGGUGGUGGUGGCAGUCGUGGUGAUGGUUCUGCUACUGCUGCUGCUGUUAAUGGUGGUGGUGGUGGUGGUGGUGGUGCUGGUCAGACACUCAGUCAGCCCAGAUCAACAUCACAACACACACAGAGUGGGAUGGAAGACACAAAAAAUAAAAAUAAAGAAAUUGACUAAAUUCUUGGAUUAUAUCCUUGUUAGAAGAUCAUUUCACUUUCUCAGAUUAUUUCCUUGUUACUGAAUUAAAAGAAGAUGGAAGGGUCUCAGAAGAUAAUCCUCUUCUGGAUGCUGAUGUCAGUUAUGGUGAUUCUUAUCCCUGGACAUCGGAUCAACACAGCGUCAAAUUUUUACCAUUCUAGUAUCAUCGAAGAUGAAAAACAUAUCAGAAGUCAUUUACAAGAAAUUACCAAUAUUGGCGAAAAGGAACUGAGUCCUGAAGAAAUAGAAUUCCAUUUCUUCAAGUUACAUGACUUAAACAAUGACACGCUGCUCGAUGGUCUUGAAAUCCUGGCUGCCUUGUUUCACUCGCAGCCAACAGAAGACAUAGUCCCAGGGCUAAGUGAACAAGAAAUGAAACUCAAGUCCCGAGAUCAAAUCAAGAAGAUCCGUAAAGAGAGGCAGGAGAAAGUGAUUCAUUAUUAUACAGACAUAAUCGAUGAAGUCUUUGAGAAAGAUGACCUCAAUGAUGAUGGUUACCUGGACUACAUGGAAUUUACCAGAACUCACAGACGAAAUCAGAGGAGAUUCAGCACCCCACAAGAGAAAGAGAUUCAUGUCACCAAACCAAAACCAUAACAAAAGAUGAAAAGGAAACGGUUUUUGGAAAGGGAGAAUAAGAAACCAUUUAUUUGUCAUCAACGACUAUUUUCUGUAAUUCUUUUGUCAUUUAUUUGUCAACAAAACCUAAACACUUUAUUCUGCAGAAGAUUUUUAAUAGAACUUCUUUAAUAUUUCUGAUGAAAUAUUUUUAAUGAUAUUUAAUUACAAAGUAUAAAUGAUGAGUAAACAUUAAAAAAAAAUCGUUUUGAAGAGAAAAAGAAGCAGGGUUGUUAGUGGGAUUUGAACUGUGAAACGAUUGUUCACUACAUAACUGUCAUUGAUUUGAACCAUGUAGCUCUUAUUUUCCUGGGCAAUCAUUGACUACGUUGGCGUAGGUGAAGAGGAUCAGAUCGACGAGUUUCAAUUUGGAAGCUUCCUCAGUAUUCGAUUACUUCCCUUCAACUGCUGAAAAAAGAGAAAAUGGCAGACUCCCCCCCUCGACCUUCGUUGCUGUAAACACUGAAUUAUUUACAAGCUUUAUUGUAAUUUGGCUUAUGCUAUAUUUGUGUAAACUGAGACCAUCUUUUCUUCCAAACACAUUAAAACCACAAAAAUUUUUUCAAGUUCCAUGUUUUUUUGUUAGACCUUUAGAUCUAGUUUGGAACAAAAGCAUUGCUAAAUCCAUUAAUCCACCGUUCCAAUACCUCAGCUUCAUCAUCAGGAUGAAGUAAUGGUUACAACAAGCUGAUUACACGCUUUACAGCAAAGGAUCAUGGGAAUGUUAAAACUGAUAAAACCAUUUAUACCAGUUUUAAAAAUGGUUAAGCUGAAUCAACAUCUGUUGUAGCUGUAUAUUAGUAUUUCGAUCUUACUAAACUUUCACUUAUUAGUCUUCUCACUUUUUUUUCUGAAAUUCUGUAUAAAACAUUGUAGUGAUGUCAA
Molecule: messenger RNA, 2157 nt
Organism: Octopus bimaculoides (California two-spot octopus)
Lineage: Eukaryota; Metazoa; Mollusca; Cephalopoda; Octopoda; Octopodidae
Product: multiple coagulation factor deficiency protein 2 homolog
Molecular function (GO): calcium ion binding
Source: RefSeq, a predicted model, not a curated record